Molecule: messenger RNA, 402 nt
Organism: Mesorhabditis spiculigera
Lineage: Eukaryota; Metazoa; Nematoda; Chromadorea; Rhabditida; Rhabditidae
Source: the annotation of a GenBank genome assembly
AUGUUAUACUCCGGCUCCAUUAAGAUACGGGUGAUUGAGGCGCGGGGCCUGCGGCCAACAGAAUGGAGCAAGAGAUUCUCCACGCAGUCCGAAUCGCAGGGGAUCGACGCGUAUGUUAAUGUCGACUGGGAUGAGUACCACAUCGGGCGGACGAACGUGCGCAGCAAGACAUGCGCACCGGCCUGGAAUGAGGAGUUUCCUACCGCCGAAGUCCACUCGGGCCGCGCGGUCGGCUUCACGAUUUUCCACAACUGCGUGAUGCCGCCCGACGAUUUUGUCGCCAACUGCCGCGUCCAGUUCGAUCAGCUCAAAGCCGAGGCGCUCAACGACUUUUGGGUUGACUUGGAACCACACGGACAACUCCACGUCGCCAUCGAAUUGAAGGGGACGCUCGUUCAAGGU